GACUAACUUCCGUGUGAACGCACCGCGCCGCUCUACCUAACGCCGCGCGCUGUGAACGCGCACGCGAGCGCGUUGCUUGCCGCGAUUAUAUCACAAGAGACAAGACCGUAUGGCCGCCUUCGCCUUCGUCCGCCAAAUCUAGAUGUGUGUGACGCCGGACGCGAUAUAUUAAUAUGCGACGCUAACGUGACGAGUGAGUAGUACUCGCGAGUUACUUGGCGGAGAGCCACCGCGUCAGUUCGCCGGCUUUGAGUUUAUUUCCGUCGCGAUCGACUAGAAAGCGAUUAUACGGCUCGGCCUCCCCCGGCGAAUAUUCGACUGUGUCCGAUCGUGCGAUCCGCCGUUCGACAUGUGGCUGGCGAUCCCGCUUGCGUUGUUGAAUUAUUUGCUGUUGGUCGCAUCGGAGAAUAUCAUCCUGAUUAUUACCGACGAUCAGGACUUGACUCUAGAUGGCAUGACCCCGAUGACGCGCACGAUGGAUCUUAUCGGGCAGCAUGGCGCUACGUUUACAAAUUGUUUCGUAGCCUCGCCGAUCUGUUGCCCCAACCGAGCGUCCAUCUUGACCGGACGUUACCAACAUAACCAUUUAACGGUGAAUAAUACAAUCGCCGGUGGUUGCAGCGACACACAAUGGCAGCAGUUGCAAGAGCCGGCGACAUUCGCCGCUCUUUUGCGAAAGCUCGCCGGAUACAAAACGUUUUACGCAGGAAAAUAUUUGAAUGAGUACGGGAACAAUAAGGUCGGCGGAGCGGCCCAUGUGCCGGUAGGAUGGGACUGGUGGGCCGGUCUUUUAGGGAACUCCAAGUAUUACGAUUACUCGUUGUCGAUAAACGGCACCGGGAGGUUAUACGGUAACGGUUCGAGUGAUUAUCUUACCGACGUGAUCAGUAAUCUGGCUGUAGAUUUUAUUAACAAACACACCGACAACACUCAGCCGUUCCUCAUGGUAUUAGCUCCUCCAGCCCCUCACGCACCCUUCACACCUGCUGACAGACAUAACCAUAAAUACAAUGGCACGAAAGCGAAGAGGACCCCGAAUUUUAACGUGCCAGUGCAUGAGAAUAAACAUUGGUUAGUUAGGAAUGGUCCGACUCCUUUACCGGACGACGUGUUGCCGAGAUUGGAUGAUAUAUACAGCAGAAGAUGGGAGACUUUGUUAGCGGUGGAUGAAUUGGUCGAAACCGUACACGAGUCGCUGAAGAGGCGAAAUCUCUUGCAUGAUACCUACUUCAUUUACACUUCCGACAACGGAUAUCAUAUUGGUCAGUUUAGUAUGCCGAUGGAUAAGCGUCAACUCUACGAGACCGACAUACGAGUCCCAUUAAUGAUAUCUGGUCCAGGAAUCGCCCCGGCUACAAUUUCCGCGCCUGUCAGUAGCGUAGAUAUCUUCGCCACGCUCUUAGAUAUAGGCGGCGUCGAGUAUCCAUCGGACGGAAGAACAUUGUUUAAGAAGAAAGAUAAUUUGCCAGUAGAUCGUACUCUUCUGAUAGAAUACAGGGGGGAGAGAUCCAAACAUAGAUCGUCUUCCGGAUGUCCAAGCGACAGGGAUCUCAACGUUACGUUGUGCAUGAAGGAGAUGAUGUGCAAGUGUCAGGACGCCGCGAACAACACGUUCAGUUGCAUUCGCCGCGUCUCCUCGAAUUUCAAUAACAUCUUCUGCGUCUUCGAGGACGACCAGGAAUUUGUCGAGGCUUACGACUUGAACGUCGAUGAGUACCAAAUGACAAAUAUCGGAUAUACCAUGAAGAAAGGACUGAGACACAGAUUCCGAAACCGUCUGAAGAGAAUGACGGCGUGUCGAGACGCCGAUUGCAUUCUCGCGAUGCCUCCAACGACGACAGGUGAUUAUCAGGCGAUGGAGAGCGAUUAUUCAAGAACAAAUAAAACGAGCGGAGUUGGCUUCCGUUUACCAUUGGAACGUUUACUAAUAUCUAUCUUCAUGCCUCUCGCUAUAUCCACACGUCAGUUAUUGUAAGAGAGUUACGAAGUAUAAUAAAGUGUCUUAAGUCAA
Harpegnathos saltator (Jerdon's jumping ant) is the source of this 2011-nucleotide messenger RNA. RefSeq names its product N-acetylglucosamine-6-sulfatase. Lineage: Eukaryota; Metazoa; Arthropoda; Insecta; Hymenoptera; Formicidae. The record is from RefSeq and is a predicted model, not a curated record. Gene Ontology annotation, biological process: glycosaminoglycan metabolic process. Gene Ontology annotation, molecular function: N-acetylglucosamine-6-sulfatase activity; glycosaminoglycan binding. The transcript has 10 exons. The coding region runs from base 350 to 1975 and encodes 541 amino acids.